AUAUGAUUCCCUUCUUGCAGCAUAUUUUUCUCGAUUAGUGCAUAAUGGAUGGGCUGUAUGCCAUGCGAUGGAUGGAAUGCAAAAGUUUUCACCUUUUUACUAAGAUUCAGAUAGUGUUGACAUCAUUGUGCCUAAGUCGAGCCCUGGUUUGCAGCUUAUCAGUUCAGCUGCAGACCAGCAGCAGUUCAGCUGAGGUUCAGCUCGGCGAUCCAUGGCUCCAGUACAUGCGGGGUCAAUGCGGAGAACAGCUGAUGUUCUUCCAUACAUUUAAGCAGUGCAUAUCUCCCUUUUGAUGGAUGUCUCGAUUUUGUAUCUCUACAUUGUCAAAUAACUACUACCAGAUACAGAUACAAUAUUAUUAUCAUCAUGACCAGUGAUACUAUUAUUGACCCCCUCGACCUCCCCAUCUGCACCACCUGCGGCACCCAGUUCUCAACUCCCACGCCGCCAACUCCAUGUCCUAUUUGCGAUGAUCCCCGUCAAUAUCUCCCUCCAACUGGACAAGACUACACAACCCUCCGCGCCCUUCGCGCCCCCACCCACGAACCCCAACUAAAGAACAUCCUCGCCCCGCUCCCCUCCCACCCCAACUCCAACAAGAUCUACACCCUCCACACCACCCCAAAACACUGCAUCGGCCAACGCGCCUUCCUCCUCCUCACCCCCCACGGCAACAUCCUCUGGGACUGCAUCCCCUACCUCGACACCGACACCAUCACCAACAUCAACGCACUAGGCGGUAUCUCCGCGAUCAUCAUUUCCCAUCCGCACUACUACGCCACGCAUUUAGUCUGGGCGGAGGCGUUUAACUGUCCGGUGUAUUUGUCCGGGGAGGAUAGGGAGUGGGUUAUGCGUAAAGAAGAAGAAGAUGAUGAUGAUUCUGGAAAGAAGCAGAGGCAGAUAUUCUGGGACGGUCAAGAGGUAGAAGUCCUCCCCGGCAGCGGGGUGAUCGGAGUCAAAACAGGCGGUCAUUUCCCGGGUAGUUCGGUGCUGUGGUGGAAGGAUGAAAAGGUAAUGUUUUUGGCGGAUACUAUUGGGACGAUUCCUAGUGGGGUGGGGGAUUAUGGGGUUAGGGGGAGGAGGGAGGGUACGGCGUCGUAUACGUUUAUGUGGAGUUAUCCGAAUAUGAUUCCCCUGCCGCCGGAUGAUGUGCAUGGUAUUUGGAAGGCUCUUAAACAUACCGAGUUUGAUCGGGCGUAUGGGGCGUUCAUGGGGAUGGAUACGGUUGGGAAUUGCAAGAAACGGGUGUUGGAUAGUGCGAAGAUCUUUGUCAGGGCUAUGGGGUAUUUGGAUCAUGCGAUUCAUGAGGAGGAAUGUGCAUGAUUGAUUGAUUAUUUGGAUUGGAUUACAUACUUGCAUUACACAGUACAUACUGCAUGGUCUUUAUUGGCGCUUCUGCAUCUGCAUC
This is a messenger RNA of Aspergillus vadensis CBS 113365, 1408 nucleotides long. RefSeq names its product putative metallo-beta-lactamase domain protein. The coding region runs from base 367 to 1323 and encodes 318 amino acids. The record is from RefSeq and is a predicted model, not a curated record. The transcript has 3 exons. Lineage: Eukaryota; Fungi; Ascomycota; Eurotiomycetes; Eurotiales; Aspergillaceae.